Messenger RNA from Branchiostoma floridae (Florida lancelet), 2943 nucleotides. Its product is annotated as serine/threonine-protein phosphatase 2A catalytic subunit beta isoform. NCBI's taxonomy places the organism in Eukaryota, Metazoa, Chordata, Leptocardii, Amphioxiformes, Branchiostomatidae. The record is from RefSeq and is a predicted model, not a curated record. Gene Ontology annotation, cellular component: cytosol. Gene Ontology annotation, biological process: mitotic cell cycle; peptidyl-serine dephosphorylation. The transcript has 7 exons. Gene Ontology annotation, molecular function: protein serine/threonine phosphatase activity. The coding region runs from base 172 to 1113 and encodes 313 amino acids.
UUGAACGUUGACGUCACUGCAUAGUGAAAAUUGUGGCGGCCAUUCGGGACUUUUUCCUCGUUCAGUGUCGACCUUCACAAGCCGGGCCAAAUUAGAGGGGAAUCAGGGAGUUUGGGUAGAUUUUGAACCACAUAAACAUUACUGAGGUGAUAGUUAAGAAACUGCUUCAGCAUGGGGGAAUUAACAACGAGCAAAACGGAAGCGAAGGAACUGGACCAGUGGAUAGAGCAGUUGAUGGAGUGCAAGCAGCUACAAGAGACCCAAGUCAAAACGUUAUGUGACAAGGCAAAAGAGUACCUGACUAAAGAGUCCAACGUUCAAGAUGUGAAGUGUCCUGUCACCGUGUGCGGAGACGUCCAUGGGCAGUUCCAUGACCUGAUGGAGCUUUUCCGGAUCGGGGGUCGCUCACCAGACACCAACUACUUGUUCAUGGGAGACUAUGUUGAUCGAGGGUACUACUCUGUGGAGACGGUCACUCUUCUAGUAGCUCUUAAGGUUCGUUUCCCGAAGCGAAUCACCAUCCUGCGAGGCAACCACGAAAGCCGACAGAUCACACAAGUAUAUGGGUUUUACGACGAAUGUCUACGGAAGUAUGGGAAUGCAAACGUUUGGAAAUACUUCACAGAUUUGUUUGACUUCCUCCCACUGACGGCGCUGGUGGAAGGACAGAUUUUCUGCCUACACGGAGGACUGUCCCCAUCUAUUGACACGCUGGACCAUAUCCGUGCCCUGGACCGUCUUCAGGAGGUUCCCCAUGAAGGUCCGAUGUGCGACCUGCUGUGGUCAGACCCAGAUGACAGGGGAGGCUGGGGGAUCUCCCCUCGGGGGGCAGGUUACACCUUUGGACAGGACAUCUCCGAGACCUUCAACCACAGCAACGGGCUCACCUUGGUGUCCAGAGCACAUCAGCUUGUCAUGGAGGGCUAUAACUGGUGCCAUGAUCGGAACGUGGUGACCAUUUUCAGCGCGCCAAAUUAUUGCUACCGCUGUGGCAACCAGGCCGCCAUCAUGGAACUUGAUGACACUCUGAAGUACUCCUUCUUGCAGUUUGACCCCGCCCCACGCCGCGGCGAGCCACACGUCACAAGACGCACCCCAGACUACUUCCUGUAAACGGUGGCGGUUUGGGACCCCUGACUCACCCUCUCAGUAAAAGUGGACCAUACCCUGGCCAUAUGCUAUACCACAAAAAAUGGGACGAAUUCCAGCCAGCAGAAAUGCUUAGAACAUGUCUUUCUGUUGUUUACCAGAUCUGUGUGUGGUGAUAUUAGCUUGUUUAAAUUGUAACAAAAAGUUACGUCUGUAUGACAAUAUGGGGUUCCUAAUCUUUUGAUCUAUUCAAUUGUUUUUCCGACUAUGAUACUAGUUGCUUCCUUUGACUAAAGUGUACAUUUGGGCCUGGCCCGUCCAAGGAAGUGAAGUAAAACCUUACCAGAUAGGGGGUAUGGACAUAAGUAUCUUGUUGGUUGAAUCUAUUCGGACGUAUCAUGUAUAAAUAUAACAGGAGAAAUAAUAAUUUGAUUAUCUGUACUCUUCUAGCUUAAGUGGUCAGGAUUGUAACCAAUUUUACAUUAUUCCAUAAUCGGUCGUUUAAGUAUUUCUACAGGGAGAGGGGAUGUUGGUGUUUUCAUACUAAAACUUGCAUCUUCGUAUUUUCACAAGAUGAAGGUAAAUCCUGUACAACGAUGAAGAGGCUAAGAAGAACAGCGUGGUCCUAGUAACCAAAAAAAAUGAGUUAGUACGUGGUCUCCAAUUUUAAACUGGCAGAGCAGUUAUGAUCACAAUGAGGUGAAAAACAGUUACCUUAACCAUUAAAAUUCCAUGUUUUUGAACUCAAGCCAAGGGGAAAAUUGUUAUUUCUAAUACUAGGUUUUGACACCGUGUAUAUCAUGUGUAAUCUUCUGGUAUUCUCACUUAUGAGGGGGCACCGAAAUUCAUGCUUUUUGACUGGUACAGUUACAAAAUUAUUUUGUGUGCCCCUUUCAUGAAUUUUUAUACCAAGAGAGAAUGUAUUAUUAUUCGUAAAAUUUGUUUUCUAUACCACACACGUCUGGCGUGUUAGAGCAGCAUCACUCACGCGAGUCAUUACUGUAUCUGACAAAUAAUCAUUCACCAGUACAACAAAGUUUGUCUCUAUCCUUUUAGUUUUCAUUGCUGUGAAAGUAACGUACUACUGGUAGUGUAAUAUCUUGUUGAAUGCCUUCUUACUUUUGUGUAGAUUUUGGAAUAUGGACGGAAUAGAACUUUUUAUUUCCAAACAAUUUUUCCGAUGUUUUUCCCUCUCAGGAUAUUUCCAUGUCUCUCUCUAUACACUUUGGUGUUGGUUGUAAUCCUUGACACUAGACAGUAACCGAACCUAUUUUGUCAAUAUAGAGGACUUGUGGUAUUGAACCCAGUGUCUGCACAGUCCAAGGCAUUCUUCAUGAUUAAAAUGAAGUAGACAAACAUUCUACAUACUGAGGGAACCACUGAAGAAAAUUCUUUAAAACUUUCCAACUAAUUGUUGAGCUUUCCUACAAAAAAUACAACAUGCUUCUCAUGAUGUUUAGCCCACACGAAUUUAUUUCCUUGAUUCUCGGACAUUCUACGGUGAAAAUGUAGCAAGCGGACAUCGUAAAACUAGGGCAGGGAGGAACACUGGAAUAUGGCUUCACAAAGUAAAGCUGUAAAUUUGGUCCGCUGCCUUUGUUUUCAUUACGUUUUCCAGAAUUUUUUAAAAUCCGAGAACCAACUGAUUAAAUUGUUGUGGCCUUAUGUCCAACUGUAAUAAUACCCUUAUUUGAAGUGUUGUGUUUCUACAUCUUUAGAGGUCUUUUUUUUUCUUGUAGACUUCUGUAGAUUACAGGUGCAUCAAGCAGUGCCAGGAAAUGAACCUAAUCUACUGACUACAUUGUCUGUGUACUGUUAUAGUACUUCAACUGAAUAAAAAAAACUUAUGUUAUG